Molecule: messenger RNA, 1590 nt
Organism: Chenopodium quinoa (quinoa)
Lineage: Eukaryota; Viridiplantae; Streptophyta; Magnoliopsida; Caryophyllales; Amaranthaceae
Exons: 1
Coding region: 1-1590 (529 amino acids)
Source: RefSeq, a predicted model, not a curated record
AUGAGGUUUCUUCCUACUGAUUUGUAUGUGGAAACGGUGCCUGUAUGUACUCAACAACCAACAUUUCUUCCAUCAUACAAUGCAAGCUCUCUACAAAUGCCCGCAUAUAACAUUCCAUCAUCUGAAUAUGGACUGGGUUCUUUCAGUAGAAUGUUACACGACGAUCAAUUUGACAUUCCAUUCAGUUCACAAUUUACGGCGUCGGGGUCAAUGAAGCAACCUGGUCCAUCUACCUCAAACAAUGACAUUUCAUCAUCGAUGCAGUUGCAAAGUUACUCUCCCACGCAAGAACAUAUUGAAACACCACCGUUUCAGACUUUGGUGAAUGUUGAACUUGUUGUAAACAACGAGUUGUCUGUUCUUGAUAUGUAUAAUGACACAAACGACGAGGGUGAAGACGGAGAUGAAGAAGAUGUUAUAAACAACGAUUUGUCUGUGGAUGAUGUUGUUGCUAGAACUCCAUUACCUUGGUUCAGUCAAAUAAACGAGAACUAUGAGGUGGACAUACAUUGGGGUGAUUCGGGGAGCCAGUGUUCGUUUCGUGUCGGGGGAGAAUUUGAGAAGGGCAUGAUUUUCGACAAUAAGAAAGCGCUACAGGAAAUGGUGAAAUUGUAUUCCAUAGAGCGAAAUCAUUUCUACACCACAGUGACGUCGAAUGAGAAUGUCCUUCAUUUAAAGUGCAAGAGGGGGUGUGGUUGGUCGCUACGUGGUACAAAAACAAAUCUAACCACACGUGCCUUUAAGAUCGUAUCUUACAAGGGCCCACAUCGCGACAAUUGUGUUAAUGAAGUUCCGCCCAGAGAUCAUCGACACUUGGACUCCUCUGUUAUCUGCGACUAUGUGAAGUCGUUUGUGCAGAAAGAUCCAUGUUUGAGAGUUGAGUUCAUACAACAUAUCAUCUUCAACAAAUUUCAAUUCGAUGUUCCAUAUCGAAGAGCGUGGUAUGCCAAACAGAAAGCGAUUGCGGAAAUUUUUGGGGAUUGGGAGAGUUCAUACAACAGACUUCCUUUAUUCAUGCAAGCCCUCCAGGAGUCGAACCCAGGCACUGUAGUUCUGUGGAAAUACAAAGCUAUUGCUGAAGGUGUUUAUUACAGCAACAUGGAGGUAUUUGAACGAGUGUUUUGGGCCUUUAAGCCUUCCAUCGAUGGGUUCAAACACUGCAUGCCUCUGUUAUCUAUUGAUGGGACACACUUGUAUGGGAAAUAUAAAGGCACACUUUUGGUUGCUACAAGUGUUGAUGCUAAUUUUCAGGUAUUUCCUUUAGCAUUUGCAAUAGUUGAAGGGGAAAACACCUCGAGUUGGUCCUGGUUUCUAAGCUGCAUUCGGGUUCAUGUUACUGAUCGAGAGGGCCUAUGUGUUAUAUCUGACCGACAUGCGGGGAUUAUUGCUGCGAUGACUAACCCGGAUGUUGGAUUUCAUGAGCCACGGGCCUUUCACAGGUUUUGCGUUCGACACAUGGCCUCUAACUUGAGGACCCAUGUGAAAAACAACGACAUGAGAGAUAGGUUCAAGGCUGCUGCAUACCAACGCCAAGAAAAAAAUUGGUUGAAGAUAUGCGUUCUAUCGGCGAAGCUUGUGUUAAGUCCCUAG